This is a messenger RNA of Zootermopsis nevadensis, 6934 nucleotides long. RefSeq names its product activating signal cointegrator 1 complex subunit 3. Gene Ontology annotation, cellular component: nucleus. Lineage: Eukaryota; Metazoa; Arthropoda; Insecta; Blattodea; Termopsidae. The record is from RefSeq and is a predicted model, not a curated record. Gene Ontology annotation, molecular function: ATP binding; nucleic acid binding.
UGGCAGUGAAGUCAGAUGUGACGUCACAAACGUUAUACCGGCAGGGCGGUAAAGUGGUGGUGUGCAUAAAGUGAAUUAUGUUUGUUUGGCAUUGUGCUUGCUUUAAGAAAGCGACUGUUUCGUUAAUAGAAAUGAUGAACGUUGAUAAUGAUAUAUUUGUUCUGGGACUUACCAGCCCAUAUAGUAAACGUGCCAGCCCAGUUUAUUACGAACUUUAGAUUAUGCCCUAUACAUCACGUGUACUGAAUUUCGCAUAUUUACAUCAAAGUGAAGAAUUGAAUGUUGUGACAUAAUGGCCAAUGAGUCUGACAUAUCAAAACCAUUACGGUUAUCAAACUAUUUUCGAUGUUUUUGUGAUGAGCUCGCACUUCCCAUCUGCGAGGGAAAAGACAUGGACCUGUGGACGCGUUUGGAGACCACAGCCAGUCACCUCCGAAAGGACUGUUCAUGGAAAAAAAUCCAAGCAUUGUUAGAAGAUGAAGCAACAUCCAAAGUGGCUGUCAAGGGACUACUUAAGAAACUGUUUGCUGUAUCUCAAGAGCUGUCUGAAAUGACAGAAAUUCCUGUGGAGGAAGUAGCAAUACUUCUGCUGCGUUUAUUCAUCCAACAACCUGUGACUUCCCUACUGUUGAAACAAAUUAUGAAGCAUGUAUUUGGAACCUUUUCAACAUCUGUCAUCAUAUACAGAAUCCACCAGAUUGUUCAAGACAUUGCAACAGUUCUGCCACAGUAUACUCUUGAGGUUCUUCAAGAAAAACAGAAGAGGCUGGGUUACAGGCAGGAAUUAUUUGGAAGUCACAUUAAAUUUGUUCCACUGAAUAGGAAUAAAAUUAUAUAUCCAGAUGUGUCGAAACUAAAUGAUAUUACUUUAAUGGAUGAAAAUGUUCAAAAUGAAGGUCUGUUAGCUGAAGACUUGGAAGAUAAUGCUGUUAAUCAAAUACACGAAUCUGAGCAACAGAAGUUUUCAGAUUCCAGGUCUUCAGUAUAUCAAGUGCACUGUCAGCAUUUUGAAACUGCAUUCUGUGAAGAGGUGAAAUUAUAUACUUCCUUAAAGACAACAAAAGGCUUGGGUUUAAUCAUGCCUCUGUCAGAGUCAGAUGAGGCUGGACAGAGUGCAUUUGAUAGAAAAGAGCGCAAUAGCAUUGAUUCUGCGCUUUUUGAGUCAGUAUUUGAUUCAGAUAAAAAUCUUAUGAUCACUCUUCCACUUGGUUUUGACAAAACAAAUAUAAUUUUGUUGGCAGUGUUCAAUCUUCUGUCUGCCACAUCAAGUAAUUUCAGCACUCAUGGACAUCAGUUGAAGGUACUUUAUCUUGUGGGAUCAAAAGAAGCAGCUGAGCAGGCAUCACAGAAAUUGGCUAACAGGCUUGAGUCACAUAAAAUUGUUGUCAGCUGUUACACUGCCUCUACACAUGUCACUAAGGCUAACUUUGAGUCUGCACAAAUUCUAGUAACUACUGCCAGUGUAUGGAGAGACAUAGCUCAUGUCUUAGGGAAUGAUCAGAUGUUGGAAGUUGUGAGACUACUUAUUAUUGAUGAAAUGAAUUGGUUACAAGAAUCCUGUGGUCCAGCUCUGGAAACAAUUGUUACCAGAACUACAGGACGGGCGAAACAUGACAGACCAGUGCGUAUCCUGGGUUUCACAGUCUCUCUUCUGUCAGCGGACUGUUCUCCAGCAUCUUUUGAUAUGGCUAAGUUCCUGCAUGUGGAUGCAGAUAAUACAUUUGUGGUUGGACAGAAUCAUGCCACAAUUUUGCCACAAGUAUUUCUAGUGAAAGUCAAAGUUAAAGGAGCAGAUGAAUAUAGAAAGACUGUAGAUGAAAUUUGUUGCAAGAAUGUAGAUAAGGCCAUUUGCCACAAUAACAAGGUUGUAGUUUUUGUUAAUUCUGAAGCUGAUGCAGUUCAUACGGCAGUGUUAAUAAGAAACAUGACAGAUAAAUAUCUGAAAUAUAAGUUAAACCUGCCAAACAAUAUAAAGAAUACAUUACUUAAGUUCUUGACUGAAUGUACAAGUGAGGAAUGCAAGAGCCUGUGUUUGAAUGGGUUUCUUAUUAUUAGUUCUGAAAUGACUGCUAAUGCACGGAAUUUUAUAAGUAUCAUUUUUAGGAGAGGAAUAGCAAAGAUUGUUGUGGCUACCUCAAAUUUUGCUUGGAUGCUGUCAAACCAAGGCGACACAGUUAUUAUCAAAGAAACAGGAGAAAGUGGAUCCUUUACUGGUAUUGGGAUGUCGGUACUUGUUGACAUGCUGAAUGUGGCUACUUCAUUUUCUGGUAAAAAAUAUACCAAAACCUACCAAAGGAAAGCCAUUAUUUUAUGUAACAGCAGGUUUGAAGAGUAUCUUGCACUCCUUCAGAACAAACAUUUUGUAGAGAGUCAGCUCCUGGAAUGUUUACCUGAGUGCUUAAAUACAGAGAUAACUUUUAGUAAUCUUUCAACUGUGACAGAAUGUGAAGAAUGGUUCAGAUGUACCUACCUGUAUCAUACAAUGAGAAGCAGAGCUACAGAACUAGGUACAGAUUUAAGUCUGGCUGAAGAAGUACAAGUACUGGUCUCAAAAGCACUGAAGGUAGUAGAAAGGGCAGGCAUGAUCCAUUUCUUGUGCUUGGGGAGUUUCAAACGUACAGAACUGGGUCACAUAGCUGAUCACCUCAACAUUGAUCAUCUGUCCAUGGAAUUUAUUGGAAAUUAUACGAAAAGAGUGCUAACUGUGAACAGUAUUAUUGGUAUUCUGUCAAAGGCUCCAGUGUUUUCAAAUAUCCAGGUGAAGGAAGUGGAGGCUGAUGAACUUAGGCAUAUGAAAGACAAGUACUGUAAUCUUGUGCCUCUUAAUGAAAAUAACGAAGUUAGCAAUAUGGUCAUCAUCCUUCUGCAGACAUAUCUGUUGGGUGGCAAAGUUCAGUCUUCUGGGCUGCGACGUGACCAAGACUUUAUUGUAAAGAAAACAGGAAGUUUGGCAAGAGCCAUGUUUGAAGUCAGCUUGAGCAAGAGAAAUGCAGCAUUGGCAGAUCGGUGUUUGCAGGUAGCCAAAAUGGUAGAGAAAGGUGUUUGGAAUAAUUGUAAUGUGACUUCAGAAUCACCAAAAGUUCAGCUUCAAGUUCAUCUCCAGCCAAUCUCCAGGACAGUUAUCCUGGUAACUGUGUUCAUAACACCAGCUUUUAGCUGGAAAGAAGAACUGUUUGGCAUUUCUCCUGUGCUGUUUUGGUUGUGGGUAGAAGACUCGGGCAGCAACUUUAUCUGUAAUCACGAAUCCUUUAAAUUGACAAGAAACGUUGUUGAAAAUAAGACUUGUGUUGAACUUACUCUGCCAGUGACAACAAGUGUUCCAUUGCCAAACCAUUUCACAGUAUGCAUAGUCAGUGAUAAAUGGUUGGGAGCCGUCCAAACUUGUAAUGUAAAUCUUCGGCAAGUGUCUUUGCCAAAUGAUUGCUUAAACAUAACAGGAUUGCUGAAACUUCAUCUAUUGCCUGUGUCAGUUUUGAAACAAGAAGCUUUUGAGCAAAUGUACUCAUUUCACCACUUCAGUUCUGAAAUCACACAGGCAUUUCAUUCACUCUAUCACACGGACUGUAACGUGUUGCUGGCAGCGUCUGCAACCAAGCACAGAGUUACUGCUGCAGAGUUGGCCAUUUUCAGGGUCAUGUCUAACAAACCUGGUUCAAAGGUAGUGUACUUGACUUCACAGAAGUCUGAAGUGAAGGCAAGGCUGACUGAGUGGCAGAAGCAGUUCAAAAAAUUUGGUUGGAAAUUAAUAUCUUUAUCAGAAGACAUUAGUGAAAGCAUUCAAACUUUCUUCAGUGCUGAUAUUGUUGUGACCACUGCUUAUCGUUGGGAAGUUACCAGUCGUGCCAGAGAAAUUCGAAAGUCCCUGAAAGCUUCCAAAGUGAGUCUGAUCAUUGUGGAUGAACUGCAAGUUUUGGACACAGCAGUGGAAGCUGUCGUGUCUCGAGUGAGAGCACCUGAAAUUCGUGAUAAUGUGCGGCUGAUAGGCUUAAGUCGGGCUACCCUAGCGUAUACAAAUGAUUUUGCACGUUUUCUUGGAAUACCACCUGAUUCUCCACAGGGUAUAUAUAAUUUUGGAUAUGUUUCCAAUAGUUCCAGUUCAUCUAUUACAGCAGUAGAGAUUGUAGCUUUUACUCAGAAACGGUAUACCACACGCAUGAUGAUUAUGUCACAAGCUGUUUGGGACACUUUAAAAAAACACCUGCAGCCUAAUAAAUGUGUGUGUGUGUUGGUUCCAACACAAAGGCAGGUUAUUCUAACGGCUCAAGUGUUGAAGACGAGAGUUAUGAAUUCAAAGAAUCCUAAGGUUUGGUUGCAUUGUGAAGUGAAACAAGAUACAAAACAUGUUAUCUGUGCUCAAGAUUUAACUGUGCAAGACAUGCUACAACAUGGAAUAGGCAUUCUGCACUCUGGAAUGAGUGAAGUUGAUUGUGACAUUGUGCAAGAUCUGGCAACCUCACAAAAAAUAAGGGUUAUAGUGGUAAGCUGGGAUGUGAUAGAUGACAUAGAAAUGAAAAGCCAUCUUUUGAUUGUCAAAGGAACUGAACAAUACUGUGUCAGUAUGGAGAACUACAUUGACAUACCAAUACGUGAAAUAGCAGAUAAGAUUUAUUCGUGUAGUACCUGUUGGACAAAGGCUGUCAUUUUUACUCAGGAGUCAAAGAAGUCCUUGUACCAGGCGUACUUUCAAGGUGCUCUGUGUGUUGAAUCACAUCUGUUGGCAGUCUUACCUGAAUACCUCAAUACUGAGAUUAAUACAAAGACUGUGGAGUCAAGAAAAUCAGCAUUAGAUCACCUUUCCCGUAGUUACCUGGGCCACAGACUUAUCAGCAAUCCAUCCUACUAUUUGGGUUCGAUGUUUACGGAUGAGUCCAAAGGCUACCAAUCAUUGUUAGUAGAAAAGUCACUGUGCUCUCUUGAAGCUGCAGGAUGUGUUAUUUUGGAGGACUCUGGACACCUUCAGCCAACUUUGUUGGGUUUAUUGUCUUGUUCCAUGGAACUGUGUCAUAACACAGUCAAGUAUUUGAGCAAAAGUUUAAAUUCUUGUAUGACACAGCAGGAAAUAUUGCUACUUAUAUGCCAUGCUCAGGAAUUCACAAAACUGCCUGCUAGAGUCCAUGAUAAUCAACUUAUUAGGGAGCUGAAGAAACACAGCCGUUGGAAGCUGAGGCAAAGAAAUCUUGUACCUGUGGUGGUAAAAGUAUUCUUCUUACUGCAGUCCCAUUUUGCAGGACUGGGGUGUAGGUUGUCUCAUUUUAUUGGCUAUAUGUCAGAUAUGAAAGAAGUUCUUGUUUCUGCAAAGAAAAUUAUACAGGUGGUGGUUGUGAUCUGCAGUGACCGAGGAUGGCUGAAGAGUGCAUUAUGGGCACAAUUACUACAGCAGAUGCUUGUGGUUGGUAGCUGGGGUGAUGGAAGUGCUCCUUUAUGUACACUGCCCCAUGUUGCACAACGUAAUGUGAAGUUCCUCUUGUCUCACGGUCAGAAAACUUUGAGAUGUCUACCUGAACUUCAGGCUCUGUAUUGUAAGAACUACCCCACAAUGGUUGAAACACUGAAAGAUCAUUUUCAGGUUCAGGAGAUAAUGGAGAUUCACAAGGCAUUGUGUAAUCUUCCAAUAGUAAACGUUAAGGUGACAGUGCAUAAUGAUAAUAGGUGUUGGAAGCUUAAAGAAAUGUAUGAGAAGAUAAACGGAGGAAACAUGGUCCAGUUAACCCCUCAGAGAGAGUAUACUUUGUCUGUGGAACUAAAGGAAGUUUGCGGCAGAGGUUCGUGGAGAAUCUUUCUGGGGCUUGGACAGGAACUACAGGCUAUGAAGACAGUGAACACUGGUACCCAUAAAGUGUUCCUCACAUUUGAAUCUCCAGAUGUGACAGGUGAAGUGACCUACACCUUAUAUCUAAUGUCAAACGUUCACAUUGGACUGGAUCAGCAGUUCGACUUGCGUUUUAACGUCGCUGUACCACGAAGGUCUAAAGGUGCACAUACAAAAUAAUCUUCACUGCCAACUCCGAAAGUUUUCUUCAAAAUAGGUAUGUGAAAUAGAUGAUUAUUUCAGUUCUCCAUACUGAGUUUUACAGGGCAAUUAAAAAGUUGUGCAACUUCAUUAAAAUAUUGCUAUCUUUAGGUGUUGAAAGUGACUUCCUUUGAAGCACUUAUUCUGGGUCUGUUUUUAAUCAUUGAUGUUUCAUGGCUCACGUAAAUGAUGAAUAAGAUGACAUAUUGUUGAUUUAUCAGUAUUUGAGCAAUAUAUAAAUACUUUCUUGUAUUCAUCCUGACAUUUUGUGUAGAAUGAUUGCUCAACCCUUGAAAACUUAUAUAAAUUACAUCUUGCCUGUGUUUGCGCACAUGUUUAAAUGGUGGCGAGUCCUGAGCAGUGGGUUAAGGUUAUGUUAAGUGAUAAACACAUUUUCAAAAAUAGCUAAUUUUUUAUGUUGGGGAUCUUGUACAUAAAUGAAGUUUCUGGAGUUGGCCCAUUAUGUUGUUUCAUUCGUCUAGUCUCGAUACAUUCCAGAAACAUUUUUUUUUUAAACAAUUUUGAGUGAAGCUGUGUCUGCCUUUAUAAGUGACAUACUAAACUGUUUUUGAACACAACCUUAUAUAAAUAGUGAUUUUGUCUUUUGUCAAUGUUCUGAAAGAGCCAUCUUUGAAAUAAUCUGUAAUGGCAUUCGUAAAAUUACUUUGUGAUUUUUUGGUUGUUUGUAAAAUAUUAUACUUCAGACUAGGAAGCUGGUAUAAAUAAAACUGUGAGUUAGUCAAGGUACUGUCUCAAGACAUUUUCAUUUGCUUUAAGAAAAAUAUAACCUUAUUACAAAACAAAAGUUUAAAUGUAAUUAAAUAGUUGUUACAACAAUUUGUAAGUCAUUUUUCUUUAAAUAUAAGUAGUAAGCCGUUUGUAACACAAAUUGUAAUAAUUUCGUAAUAAAUAUAGUUUUGAUUU